AGCGCCCCAGCGGAGUGCGUGGUCUCAGGGUCCUGCUCACCAUGGUUCCCGGAGUGCCGCUCCCGCCGGAGAUCCAGCUGGCGCAGCGUCUGGCGGGCAAUGAGCAGGUGACGCGGGACCGCGCGUUACGGAAGCUGCAGAAGUACAUCGUGGCCAGGAGUCAGCGAGCGACAGGUGGUUUUACUCCAGAGGAGCUUCUAAAAGUAUGGAAAGGACUGUUUUAUUGCAUGUGGAUGCAGGACAAGCCCCUCCAGCAGGAAGACCUAGGCAGGACCAUUGCCCAGCUCGUCCAUGCUUUUCAGACCACAGAGUCACAGCACCUGUUCCUGCGGGCCUUCUGGCAGACCAUGAUCCGAGAGUGGGUGGGCAUCGACAGACUGCGUCUGGAUAAGUUCUACAUGCUCAUGAGGAUGGUCCUGAGUGAGUCGCUGAAGGCUGUGAAAACCGGAGGCUGGGAAGAGAGACAGAUUGAGCAGCUGCUGCAGCUGCUGACCACCGAGAUACUGAGCCCUGACAGCCAGGCCCCCAAUGGGGUGAAGAGCCACUUCCUAGAGAUCUUUCUGGAGGAACUGACCAAAGUGGGCGCUGCAGAGCUCACCGCAGACCAGAAUCUGCAGUUCAUCAAGCCCUUCUGCCAGAUAGCAGCCCGCACUAAGGACUCCCUGGUUUUGCAUAAGAUCACUCAGAGCAUCUUUGAGGCGAUCGUGGAACAGGCUCCCUUGGCCAUAGAAGACCUCAUGAAUGAACUAGAUGCACAGAGCGGAGAGGGGGAAGGGUCAGACGAGGACGAUGGUGAUGAUGACAGUGACGAGGCCUCAGAGGACGAGCAGGAUCUGCAAGACACAGCUCCCAAGAAUCAGCCUGCAGGCUCUGUAAGUAGGGCUGACCUUGAGGUGGACGAGGAGGCGUGGGAUGACGAGGAAGACACUGGCCCUGUCCUCCAGUUUGACUACGAGGCAGUGGCUAACAAACUGUUCAAGCUGGCCAGUAGACAGAGCACCCCCUCUCAGAACCGGAAGCGCCUCUACAAAGUGAUCCAAAAGCUGCGGGACCUGGCUGGAGGCAUUUUCCCUGAGGAUGAUGUCCCUGAAAAAGCCUAUAAGAAGCUGCUAGAAGGGAGGCGGAAACAGAAGAAGAAAAAGAAGCGCUUGCCCACACUGCAGCCUCAGAAUAAGGAAGGGGGGAGCGAGACAGAAGCCUCAAGUGCAGACCCAAGCCGGGGAAGGAAGAGGAAGAGGAGCAGGAAGACUGAUGAGAAGGCUGGCCAAAGAGGGCCUCCUGGGAAGAGGAGGAAGCCCGGGGCUAGAGCCAAGGGGCCUAGGGUCCAGCAACCAAAGAGGAAGAAGAAAGGAUCAUCACAGAGUGCGAAGUGAGGUGCACAGCCCAGGCCGGCUGGCCUCCUUACUGGCAUGAGGUGAAUGGGGCCAGGCUCUCUGCGCAUGCUCCUGCAGCCUCUGGAUGCCAAGGCUCUGAGCGCUCUAUAGGGGAGGAGGAUGAAAGAGGAGACCCCUGGUUAGUCCUGGCCUUCAGGAAUGCUCCUGCCUCAGCUAUGGCCUGCAUAUCAGAAAUUCAUUCCGAACACUCAAAAUUUUACUCGUACAUAGCUGUGGCUGUGCCUGAUCCUGACCAGAGAGGCCAGAAGAUCUGGAGACUGAGUCCAGCCUGGGUCGUAGGGCAAAACCCUGUCUCCGCUUCCCUCCCCUACAGUAAGGAAAACAAAACUGAGUAACUGUGUGACCACCGUCAACUCCAUCCUGGGCUGCCCACCAAAUAAACUGCGGGACCUUACAA
Messenger RNA from Rattus norvegicus (Norway rat), 1791 nucleotides. RefSeq names its product ribosomal RNA processing 1 (gene Rrp1). NCBI's taxonomy places the organism in Eukaryota, Metazoa, Chordata, Mammalia, Rodentia, Muridae. Bases 42 to 1373 code for a protein of 443 amino acids. Gene Ontology annotation, cellular component: nucleus; preribosome, small subunit precursor. Gene Ontology annotation, biological process: rRNA processing. The transcript has 13 exons. The record is from RefSeq and is marked provisional.